This is a messenger RNA of Brienomyrus brachyistius, 1127 nucleotides long. Its product is annotated as kelch-like protein 10. Lineage: Eukaryota; Metazoa; Chordata; Actinopteri; Osteoglossiformes; Mormyridae. The transcript is spliced from 4 exons. The record is from RefSeq and is a predicted model, not a curated record. Gene Ontology annotation, molecular function: protein binding. The coding region runs from base 369 to 1127 and encodes 252 amino acids.
AUGUGGAGAACCUCCUGGCAGCUGCUGAUUAUCUCAGUGUCUUGGGCAUCGUGCAGCGCUGCUGUGAUUUCCUGCAUGAGCAGCUCUGCCUCAACAACUGCAUUGGCCUUCUUAAAAUCGCCGAUGUCUACUGCGUAAACGAGCUGCACCAGUCUGCAUUCAACUUAAUCUUGAAAAACUUUAAGGAGGUUGCCAUCAGCUCAAAUGAGUUCCCAGAACUAAGUCUUGAACAACUUUCUGACAUCAUCGAGCAGGAUGAGCUUAAUGUCAGAGAAGAGGAUGUAGUGUUUGAGGCCAUCCUCCGGUGGAUCGAGCACGAGCCUGCCACCCGAGAGGCCCACAUUUCAGUCCUAUUGGCCAAGAUUCGGAUGGCUCGUAUGGAUCCGGAAUACUUCAUGAAAAUCGUCAAAGCCAACGAUCUAGUGAAGGCCAAUGUGGCGUGCAGGCCAAUCAUCACUGAUGUACUGAAGGUCAUCUAUGAUCUUCAUGAUGAACGUCCACGAUCUGAUUUUGAGAACCCACUGAUCCGCCCGCGCUUGCCCUCUGACAUUUUGCUGGCUGUUGGUGGAUGGAACAUGCGCACGACAAACUGGAUUGAAGCCUAUGACACCCGGGCCGACCGCUGGGUGGAUAUAACACAGGGGCAGGAGACUCGCCAGUCCGGCCAUGGCAGUGUGUGUUUAAAUGGCUUCAUGUAUUGUUUUGGGGGUUAUGAUGGCCAUAAUUUCACCGAUGCUGUGCUCAGAUUUGACCCCGUCGCACGGACAUGGCAGCACAUGGCCCCUAUGCACUGGCGCCGCUGUUGUGUCAGUGUGGCCGUAAGUAACGGCUUCAUCUAUGUGAUGGGUGGCCGUUUAGACGUGUCGCCUCUGAAUAUCGUAGAGCGAUAUGACCCAAAUGCCAAUGAGUGGACCAUCAUCCAGCCCAUGAACGAGGAGCGACAGGAUGCCAGUGCCACCACCCUGAAUGGAAAGAUAUACAUUUGUGGGGGUAGCAAUGGAGCUCAGACCACUUCCACUGCGGAGUGCUAUGAUCCACUCACGGGCGAAUGGACCUUGAUCGCUCCCAUGCGCACUCGCCGACGUGGCCUUGGAGUAGCGGCAUAUGGCACGCUGGGCCUCCCAUGA